Hansenula ciferrii is the source of this 384-nucleotide messenger RNA. RefSeq names its product putative acyl carrier protein, mitochondrial precursor (gene ACP1). The transcript has a single exon. Gene Ontology annotation, molecular function: acyl binding; acyl carrier activity. Gene Ontology annotation, biological process: fatty acid biosynthetic process. Lineage: Eukaryota; Fungi; Ascomycota; Saccharomycetes; Phaffomycetales; Wickerhamomycetaceae. Gene Ontology annotation, cellular component: mitochondrion. The record is from RefSeq and is a predicted model, not a curated record. Bases 1 to 384 code for a protein of 127 amino acids.
AUGUUCAGAUUAGCCGCUCAAUCAGCCAUCCGUGCUUCAGUCAGAUCAACCGUUGCUAGAUCAGCUACUCCAUCAGUUGCCGCUUAUUACAAAGCAGGAGCUACUUCAUUCUUCCAACCUCGUUUUUAUUCCACAAAAUUAACCCAAGAUGAUGUUUUGCGUCGUAUUCAAGAAGCUACUAGUCAUUUAGUUGAAGCCAAAACUGAAUUAAAACCAGAACAAAAUUUGACUACUGAUUUAGGUUUAGAUUCAUUAGAUGCUGCUGAAUAUUUAAUUGCAGUUGAAGAAGAAUUUGAUAUCGAAAUGGAUGAAGAUACUGCUAACCAAUUGAAAACCGUUGGACAAGUCGUUGAGUACUUGGUCAACAACCCAGAUGCUAACUAA